AUGUCGGAGGGCACGGAGCAAGAGGACACUGCAGAAUACUUGACUUUUGGUGUCAGACAUGGCAUUGAGCAGGCAGCACAAAAGCACUGCUUCGUCUGCAGCCAGAGCGAGGCCACCAUCACCUGUGCUGAGAUGGGCUGUGACUGCAGCUUCCAUCUGCCUUGUGCUGCACAGGGUGAAUGUGUCACCCAAUACAACUUGGCUCCGUUCAGGGCCUUCUGCUGGGAGCACGGCGCACAGCAGGCAGUGGAGGCAGCCCUGGAGGAGAAUGACAUCUGCCUCAUCUGCCUGGAACCUGUGGUGGACAUAAGGCAAUACGCUGUAUGCAGUGGAUUUACAUAUUUCCAGUGCCCACACUGCAGAAACAGUGACCAGUUUCAGCUGGAAAUGUGCAUUGUGGGGAUCCAAAUCCCCCUCAGAGGAGUGAUGGCCACCAUGGAGAAUGACUCCUAUGCCAGCUGGUUCCCUGCCUACAAAAUGCAAAAGGAAGCCGCAGAUGUGAUUGUGGACUUUGUCAGCAACCCAGGAAAGGUAACAGUGGCCAUUCCAACUGAUGGGGGCUCUGCUGCUGGACCUGUGUCCCCCUUCUCACCCUCCCUGAUGGUCUCUCCAUCCCCUGGCUGCCAGGGGCAGGACCAGAAGAUAAAGUUCUUGGAGUGCAUCCACAUGCUGUGUAGAACCACCAGACACAGUGGCUUGACAGAGGGCCUGGAUGUCUUCUGCCACAGAUAUGAGCUGGCAGAGAACAUCAAGGAGCUGCUGGAAGAGGAGCCCAGGCACCAGCUGCAGACACAAAUGCAGCAGCUCGCCAUGCUGGCCAUUGCUGAGCUGAGCUCAGUGCAGACAGUGCUGGAGGGCAAAGAGCAGAGCCUUCUACAAGUCUGCUUCUCCAGGGUCUUCUUGCUGCCUCCAAAACUGAAAAUGAGGAAGCUGGACAUUGCCCUUUACUCCAAGACCCUGAAAGCCAUGGAUGCCAUGCUAAAGGAGUUGCUGCAGAACAUUCCUGCCCCCAGAUUCAAUGAGCUGCUGCAGACGAUCUUCCAGCUGCUCCUGAACUUCACCUCCUCCGAGGAAGCCUCUGUGCGUCGGAGGAGUGUGAGGAGGAUUGGGAAUCUGGUCAAUUUUCUGACCUCACGGAAGGCUGCUCCCCAUGGGCACAGCCAAGCCUCCAGUGAAGACUCCCAGAUCCCAGUACUAGGAAAGCUGCUGGGACAGCUCCUCCUGCUCACAUCAUUCAAGGACAGAGAGACCCGCAGGAUGGCUUUGGCUGCUCUUCGUUCCCUCUACAUACUCAUUCAACAAAAACUGAUGACACUGCCAGAGGAGGAUGAGGAGCCCAAAUGGGAAGCUCAGGCUAUGGCCAUGUGCUGUGUGACCAGCGCUACAGACAUCAUCGAGGCAAGAAAAAUGCAGGUGCUCCUGCCAGACCUGAUGGAGCUCCUGCAGGGUGGCAGCAAAAAUAUCAAGAUGAAGGCCCUAGUGCUCUUCCUAAAUGUGAUGCCUCAACUGAGGAGGGAGGAGGCCAGCACCAUUGCUGUGGAGCUGGUGGACAAGCUCCUGCCCCUCUUUGAUGAUGGUGUCGGUGAGGUGAGGGAGCUUGCCAUCCUCCUCUUCACGAACCUGGUGAGGGUGGCUGGGGGGAAGAAGAGGCAGAUGAAGAGCAAAGUGCGAAGGGGCCUGCUCCUGCUUUGCUUUCACCUGAGGGACAAAAGCCAGUGCGUGGCCAAGUCCCACGGGGCUCCCGACUGGGAGAUGGGAAUGUUUUGGGCGGGUGCUGGCGGGAGGGACUGGGACAUGCCCAUAGCCGCCUGCUCUCUCCAGCUGCAGCUGGGCAGGAGCAGGGCCGAGGAGUACUUGCACCAGAGCCUACCGUACCUGCAGGACCCUCGGGCCACCGUGAGGGAGGAGACCAUCAGGUUGAUCGGGAUUGUCGCGCGGAAGCAGAGCAAGGAGAAGCUAUCGGAGAUCAUUGGUGGUGAGCAGGGGCAGAGCUGUGAUGGGAUUGGGACAGGGCCUGGGCAGGGGGCUGCCGUGUCUGACCCUGCUCUAGGGAAACUCAUCAGGAGAGGGGGAUAUGUCAGGGACACUUGGGGCAUUGCUGAGCUGCAGCUUUCUCCUGGCCAGGGAAAGGGGAUGCUGUACUCUGGAGGGGAUGCCGAGGGGUCUGUGCAGACACCAUGGGACUUCUUGGCUCUCUCUUUCGGUCACAGCUCUUCAGCCCUUGACGAAGGACAGCAAAGCCUCUGUCCGCUGCCUAGCAGCUCAGACCUGUUACAUUCUGGGCUGUCUAAGCAUGAAGGCAAGAUCAGGAUGCCCUGGGCGACUGUGGAGCUGCUGGCGCCGCUAGGCCAGGUUGAGGUGCAGCUCUGCUCCAUAUCAGCAACGGGUUUAGGACUAGAUGAUCCUCAAGGUGCCUUCCAGUCCGACUCAAUCUGGGACACUGGGAUUCCUGAGCAGCAGCUUCCAGCUGUGUGCUGUGUGACCAGCGCUACAGACAUCAUCGAGAUGCUGGACCUCCCCAACCUUGGUGUUGUGCUGGACCUGGCCCUGGAGAUCUUCCCUGCCUAUCUGGAGAGUCAGAGCCUGGGGAUGCCCAGCCUGGUGCUCGGGGGCAUCCUGAAGCUGACCCAAAGGCCUGACACA
Messenger RNA from Chaetura pelagica (chimney swift), 2643 nucleotides. RefSeq lists its product as uncharacterized. The record is from RefSeq and is a predicted model, not a curated record. Gene Ontology annotation, cellular component: cytoplasm. NCBI's taxonomy places the organism in Eukaryota, Metazoa, Chordata, Aves, Apodiformes, Apodidae.